AUGGAUAUAAAAAAAGGGCGAAAUGACAAAGAAGAUGACCCUAGUUUAUCCUGUAAGAAACAGAAACUAAAUGAUACAGAAAACUUUGUAAUAAUGAACAGGAAAGAACGAGAGGAAUUAUUGCUUCAUGUAGACAGUGAAAAUGUAGGUGAAAAUGGAAAGAGUUAUAUUAUAGGUUGCAAUGGAGGCGCUGAUACCCAUACCGUUGCCCCCAUCGAUCGUAGUAAUGCUGGCCCCUUGGAGGAAGUGCACGGGAUUCCCCUCAGAUGUAGUCCAAACGUUCAGUUAGAAAUGAAGAAAAAAAAUUGUGAAAAAGUAUGUAAGAGUACACGCUUUGACAAACGAAGAGACAUGCUCCUAUGUAACACAAGGUAUCAUAACAGAUGGAAUCAUAUUAAUAAUGCUGAAAAUGCAAAUAGAAAUGAUGUCUACAAAAAGAACAUUGUUGAUGAAAAUAAUAGAAAGAUAUUAAAGAAAUAUUUAAAAAAAAAGAAUAAAUCUUUUAGUGAUAUAAGUGAUACGUAUAAAGUAUUAAUAAAUGUAUGUCUAAAGGAAAUAAAGAAAAAUAGCACUAACCGAGAAGGGAUUAACAAUAUUUUUAAGAUGUUAAAAGAUUGUGGUUUGUUAAUUGGUGAUAACAGAUCUGAUGGUUAUAAAGAGUAUUGUUAUAAAGAGGAUGGUUACAAAUCGAAUGAUGAUUUUUUUUUUUCGAAGAAUGAUAAACAUAGAAUCAUGACUACUACCCCUAGAGGGGAAGAUAGAUUACCAUAUUGUGAUAAUUUUUUUGACACAUCGGAACAUGUAAAAAAGGAGAAAUUAAAUGAAAACAACAUAAAUAGCAAAAAGCAUAAAAGGGCAAGCAAUCCCAUUGAGGGCAAUUGUGAAGAGAGCGUUAUGAGUUACAUUACUGAUCGUGUAGAGCACUGGUCCAACGAUUAUAGUUUUAGUCACAACAGAAGCAAUGAUCAUGAUAAUGAGCAUGGAAUUGCUUAUAGACACAAGAAUGUACAAGAAAAACGCAGGAGCAGCACCGCAUAUGGGGAUUACUGUGGCAGGUGUGAUAACUUAGAGCACAAGCACGAGCACUGCCUGCCGUUGAAUCGUAAUGCUAGUUGUAUUAGCUGCUCCAAUACAGCAGUUCAUAAUAAAACGUCAAACUAUUAUUAUCGUACCGUCAAUAAUGGAGCCAUGUACAAUCAUGCCACUGUUAAUCAUGCCCUCGCUGCAAGCCGCAGUGUAACGUUCGGCUGUGCUUCUGAAGGGGAAGAGUUCAUAAACAGUUUGACAAGAAAAAAGAAAAAACUAAAGAGCGGAACGGAGGAGAAGAAGCACGAUAUAGAUGAACUAGUGAAGCGAAGGAAAAGAGAAAUUUGGACAGAAAAUAAAAUAGAAUGUGAUAUGUUUAAUAUUUUUAAAAAUGUAAUAAAUAUGCUAACCUGUAUAUAUCCACAGCAUAAUGUGAAAAAAUUUUUUUUUAACAGCCAAAAUAAAUUAAAAGAAGAAUAUGAAAAUAAUAAAAAUAAAUCGAUAAAAUUAACAAGUUAUGAAUGUAAUAGAUAUAAUAAUUUAUAUAAUAAAAUAAAACAUAAAUUAUUUUAUGCAUAUAAUGAUACGAAAAAAAGAAAUAGUAUAAUUAAUACUAGGUAUAAAUAUGAUAUAUAUAAUUAUUGUCUAAAAAAUAUUAAGAGAAAUAUAACUAUAUUAUCACACUUCCUUCCACAGAAAAAAGAUUAUAAUUUUAUUACAAAAAUUAUGUUUGAUCAUUUGUUUGAGAAUAUUAUAACAUCAGGAAAGGAUGGAUUUAUAAAAAUUUAUCAUGUUAUGACUGGAAAUUUAAUUUUAUGUAUAAGAGCACAUAAUUAUUCUAUUACUGAUUUUGAUAUACAUAAAUCGAAUAAAUAUAUUAUAUCUUGUGAUGAAAAAGGUAUAGUAAAAUUUUGGCUAGUUGACAAAUAUAAAUAUAAGGUUUUAUUUACAUAUAGAAGAACAUUUUUUAUGAAGAAGGUUAUAUUUUUUUAUAAUGAAGCAAAGAAGUCAAGUAAGAAUUUUUAUAAAACAUAUGCAUUGUGUUCUACAAAUUCGUAUUUUUUUAUAAUAAAAUUUGAUGAUUUACAUAAUGAUAUUCAUUUAAUUAAGUCAGUAGAUAUGUGUUUAGAAGGUACUAAAUUUUUCCCUUACCUCCGCUUUUCUUACUCGUUAAAUUAUAAUAUUGCUCCAUAUAUAUACAGCAAUUUAAUUAUAUCAAAAAAUCCUAUUAAAGAGCUCAAAAAUAGCUAUUUGAUUUUUAUAAAUACACAGAAUGAUUGUGUGGAUAGGCUGAAUGAAGAUGACUUUGUCAAUGCCAACAGUGGUAGCGCCAUUUGCUACGGUAUCAACGAUGGCAGCAGUGCGAUUGCCUGUGCUAAUGUGAGUGCUAAUGUGAGUGCUAAUGCUAAUGCUAAUGCUAGUGCUAAUGCUAAUGCUAAUGCUAAUGCUAGUGCUAAUGCUAGUGCUAAUGCUAGUGCUAAUGCUAGUGCUAAUUCGAAUUCCAAAAUGAGGAGAAAGAAACUCAUGUUCCUUUUACUGACGACAAAAAUAAUUUAUGAUAACGAUGAGGAUAACAGUGAACAGCUGAAUAUAUCCCCAAAGGAUGUUGUUAUAACAAAAUAUGUCAACAAAAUUGAUGAUCAUAUUUAUAACAAUCUGCAUGCAGAUGAUGUUAUCGAACUAUCAUAUAAAGGAGAAAAAAACGAAGAAGAUAUAUCCUAUCGAAAAAUUUUCCAAUAUUUUGAAAUUAACAUAUUACAGAAUGUUAAAAAUAAUAUCGGUUUCGUUAUGUUUAAAAAAUUUGAAGAUUUUAAUGAGGAAGUAUUAUUAUUUGUUUUUUCAAACAAUUCAGCAGAUUUCUUAACUGUUCAUACAAAUGGAUCUAUUUAUUUGUGGAAUUUCCAAAAUUACCUGAACGAUGUUAAUAAAAAAAAAAAAAAAAAAAAAAAAAACAUACAAAUGGUAAAUAAAAAAGCACACGAUUGCAAAAGUAAAAUUUCAAUCUGCUGCUUUUACACUUCACUUUACGUGGAGUUCAUAUUGGAGUCCUCGGCGCUUAAUGAGAACAACAAGGCAAAACAUAAUCAUAAUACCAGCAAUAAUUACAACAAUAUUAGAAUUAGGGGAAACCUUAUUAGUAGUAGAGGUAAUAUUAACAGGGGUAACAAUAGUUGUAAUAAUAUUAGCGGCAGUGGUAACACCGACAAUGGAAACAACAACGCCAAUAACAACAUCAGUAAUAACUGCGGAUAUAAUAAUAAUAAUAUGUUGAGCGAAAUAAACAGGGAAAAUGAAAACAAUAAUUUAUUUAUCAUAUCGUCCACGUCUUGCUCCUCAUACUGUUACUCAUCAAGUGAGCAAGAGGACUUGUCCAAGGAAAAUCAUGAAAAGAAAAUAAAAAAAAAUAAAUUUACGAAAACGCAGAAAAAUCAGGAAGGCAUUAGUAUUAGCAGUAGUAGUGGUAGUAGCAGCUUACUAGUUAAAAGUUUCGGUUCUAGUUAUCGUAAUAUAUUAAGAAAUAGCGGACCAAAUGGAGCCAUUACUAGUAGUAUUAGUGGUAAGCCUGAGCAAAUACAAAAAGCUGUUCAUUGUUUGUAUAAUGAAAAAUCAAAUAACAAAUCAAAGUUGAGGGCAAAAAAACUGCAUUAUAAAAUAAGUAAUAUCUCAUUCAAUUGUUCAGAUGAAUAUAUUAUAGUUGCUGAUGGUAUAACAAAUAAAUCAAAUGCUUCGAAAGAAAGCAUUAAUGCUGUUACAAUGAAAACAAAUUUGUCCAUAUUUUAUAGAAUAACAUGUGAAGAGAUUAAAUAUUUUGAUUUGAAGAAAUGUGAUAGUUAUGUAAGUUUUAUUGAACCAAAUCCAUAUUACAAGGAUGUAGUUCUCUUUGCAUGUUUUAGAAAAUAUAUUUACUUAUUGAAUGUAAAGAAAAAAAAAAUUAUAAAAAAAUUUUCGUACGAUAGUGAGUUAAAAAAUAUAAGUGCACAAUGGAAUAAAAAUGGUCAUAUUUUUAUUGUGUCACAUAAUUAUGGUUAUUUUUCUAUUUUUACAAUGAAUAAAAAUUGUUGUUACAAAUUUACCUUAACAGAACAGUUAACUUCUUCACAGGUAUGUUAUUUAAAUGAACCUAAUUCUAACGAAAAUGUCGAAAAUUAUGAUAAUAUUAGUGUUCUCCCUGAUGUGUUUAUAUAUGAUUCGUAUGGUGGAUACAAUGAAAAUGAUAGAGCAGUACUUCCCGUGCGGGGUAACACCAAUCGUAUUAACAAUGUUAGCAGUGCUAAUCGUAUUAACAAUGUUAGCAGUGCCAAUCGUAAUAACAAUGUUAGCAGCACAAGUCGUAAUAACAAUAGUAACAACAUUGCUACCAAAUGGAGCGCGCUUUUAAGUCGGGCGAACAGCCCCCCACUCAGCAGCAAUAUUGAGGGAAACAUUGAUGUAAGUGGAAGUGGUAAUAACGUUUCAUAUAGCACACGGAGUAAAACUUGUCAAAACCAUAGCACAAGUGGAAACACCAGUUGUACUCUCAAUCAUAACGGAAAGUGCAGUGACAAUCAUAAUAAUACACACGAUGUAAAUAAAGAUGGAAACAGGAGCAGAACAAGGAGGGGGAGGAAAAGCAGUAGAAUUAUAGAAGACAGUUCGGAUGUGUCAAGCUCAGCCAAUACAGUGUAUACCUUAUAUACCGACAGCAAUUCCAAGUACUCGAUCAAAGAGGGGAAUGAGAAAAAAAAUAUAAAAAAAAGCCAUAAUGAUAAUGGUAGUAAGAACUCUAAUGGGAAAAACAAUAGCAAUGAUAAUAACAAUGAUAGUGGGAACAACAAUGAUAGUGGGAACAACAAUGGUAAUGGAAACAACAAUGAUAGUGGGAACAACAAUGGUAAUGGAAACAACACAACAAUGGUAAUGGAAAACAAUGAGUGGAACAACAAUGAUAGUGGGAACAACAAUGAUAGUGGGAACAACAAUGAUAGUGGGAACAACAAUGAUAGUGGGAACAACAAUGGUAAUGGAAACAACAACGAUAGUGGGAACAAUAGUAAUGUCGAUGAAAGGAGGGGAAGUGAUGAUGUGAAGAUAAUCGAUGAGGAUCCAUAUGGGAUGCAUGGAGGUACAGAUGUAAUAAACCUGGAUAUCACUCCAUCAAAUAGUAAAGAAAUCAUAAAUGUCGAGGAUAUGCAUCAGGAAUGCAUGAAAUAUAAUAACUCGACGGGAAAAAAAGAAAUUAUAAAUAUUGACAAUGUAAUAAGUAGAAGCAUUCGUCUGUAUCCACUUAAGAACAAAAGGAAUAGCAGGAAGGAAAAGCGAACACUGAAAGCAGAGGAGAAUACACACACAAAUAAUAGCAUGAAUAAUAGCGUAAAUAAUAGUAUGAAUAACUACACGAAUAAUGCUAACAGGAGUGAACGCACCGGUGCAAACAAAACUACAAGUAAAACCCCAAACGUAGAUAUAACAAACGACAGUAAUUACAUUCAAAUAUUUGAUAGUGGGAAUCAGACGAAAAGCUCAGAUGAAUGCAUUUUAGAUGACAAGAAAACGGAAAAAAAACAUAGAUAUUCAAAUAAUGACAAAAGGAGUAAAUUAAAAGAAGUUUUUAAUUUAGAAAAGGAUCAUGAUUGUGAUAAGUUGUAUGCUUUAAAAAGAGAACACAUUAUGAGCGAAGAAUUGGAAUCUGAUUUUGAUAAACACAGUUCUAUUAGUUUUUUUAGUAACGACUCGAAUUAUGAAAAAUACUCGGAAAACUUACCAGGGCAGUUUGAGAGUAGCACCGAUGAGGAAGAUGGUGCAUUAGGCGGAAAAGAUUUGGGGGUAAAAUGGUUCCAUAACUAUGAUUAUGUUAAUGAUAGUGAUAGUCAUUUACAUGGAGAAAAUCAGUCUAUUCAAGAAAUAGAUCCUUAUUUAUAUCGUAACAGUGGUGUAUCUUUUAAAAUAACAAAUGAUUAUCGAAGAAACCAUUACAGUCCGGUUGAUCAGCAUGAGAAUGACUUGGAGUAUGGUAGGAAAAGGAAAAAACAAAAAACGAUAAGCCAUUAUUACAUGGAAGAUGUGAAGAAUACAAUGCGAAUGAAUGAAAGUAAUAUUCAAAAUAGGAAUAGAAACCAUCUGAAUGGUAAGGAUGAUGAUGAGGAAAAAUGUAACCAUGCAUAUUCUAUUAAUACAUCAAAAAGUGCACAUCGAUUGUAUUUGUCAUAUAAGAAAGAAAAACGAAAUCGUAAAGAAGAAAAUAGACACUUGUUAAACAACUUUAGUAAUACAAAUGUAUUUGUUGAUAAAAAAUUUAAAAUAUAUGAACAAGAAUUACAACCCUUACUACCACAAUUCUCAAGCUUCAAUUCGUAUAAUAGCUAUUUUGAUCAUUUAAAAUUUUAUAGUAUAGAUCCUGUUUGUGUACAUAUAAAUUAUUUUAAUUACUUGACUACAAAGUUGAUAACAGACGAGAAAGUGAAUUAUAAAACUAUUAUUAUUUACAGUAUAUUAUAUAAAAUUUUAUUAAAUUAUAGAAGAGAACACCCAUUCAUAUCUGAGUUGGAAUGGUCCUCAAAUCGUAACUGCAGUGAAUACCACCAUAAGGAUAGAAACGAUAGUAAUAGAAAUUGCAAAAAUGAGGCUACGUUUCUAUGUAAGAGUGAAACUAAAAGCACUUCGAUAAAGGAGCUUCCAGGUCGAACUUUUCUGCAAAAUGAAAAUAUUUUCAUUAACGAUAUUAGUAGCUGCACGAUUGGUGCUCUAGAUGAACCAACAUCAAUCAAUUUGAAGGAAAAGUAUAACUGGAUUAGCAGUAUAAAUCGUGUAGGAAGCAGUGGAGGUAAUUCAGCAAAUGGAACUACACAAGCCUUUAUUCAUGAGAACGAAAUAGCAAGGAAGACGAACGAAUGCAUGGAAAUAUUCAAAAAUGAGAACAGUAGUAGAAAGAAAUACAAGAAUAGCUACAUAAACGCGAUGAAAAUUAGCAGUAUAUACAAGCUUGUUAAUGAAGAAAAGGGUUAUAAGGAUAUAUUUCCCCUUGGCAAAGAAUAUUAUAAUUAUGAUGACGAGAGGGAAGAAAUGAGCAACUCUAUAUUUUAUCGAUUUUUAAAAAAAUUGCCAUGCAAAGAUGAAGAAGAUGUUGAUAGUUAUAUUUACUAUAACAGAAAAAGUUACUAUGGGUUAAGAGUACAAACAUAUUUUAAGCGUUAUUUAAAGCAUUAUGAGGAAGCAGAUAAAUGUAAAGAGGAAUAUGAUUAUAGGUUAUUUGUAUUUUCAAAUAAUAAUAGGAUGAUAUAUAUGAAUAGUCAUACAAAGAAUAUGUUACAUAUGUUACAAGAAAAAUAUAUAAAAAAUUUAAUAAGAGAAAAUUAUAAUUUAUUAAAUAAUUCUCCAUUAAAAGGAAGAAAUUGUAUUAUAAAAAAUAUUGAUCAUAUUAUGACUUGUGCAUAUUUUAAUCCAUAUUCUGUUUAUGUUCGAUCACCUAUUGACAGUUAUGAUUUAGUAAAUUCUAGAAGUUUUAAUAAUUCUUUUUUAUCAAGUUAUGCUAGAUAUAAUGAUAUCUUUACGAUGUUUAGAAAUAAUUUAUAUACUGCUAAUAAUAAUGCUAGUAAUUCAUUAAAUUAUGAAAACCUCGCUAGUUCAGGUAGAAAUACUGAAAUUGCUGUUAUUAGUGAAGAUUCAUCUAAUUUUACGAGUGACCAAUCCGCUAACUACUUUUCGGAUGAAGAAGAAGAUGAUGAUGAUGAUGAUGACGAUGAUUAUGAUAACGAUGAUUUCGAUUAUACUUGUAGUAAUGCUUCAAAUUCUUAUAAUAGACGAUACAGAAGGAACAGAAACAGAAAGAGAGCCAGAACUGCUAGAGGUGGUAGAUCCAGUGUACGGAAUAAUAGAUCGCGUAGAACAACUGGUAGAAAUAGAAAGAAAAAUGAAAAAAAAAAAAGAAAUACCGAUAACUUACCUAAUUUGAAUUUAAGAAAAAGUGAUAGAUUGAAAAAUAAAGAGCAGAAUAAUAAGAAAGAAGGGAUUAAUAAUAAUAAUAAUAAUGCGGCUAGUAGUAGACAUACUAGAAGCUUCUUGAGUAAUUCGAGAAGUCGUUACAACACCAGGUCUUCCAAUAUUAAUAAGGAUUUUAUGUAA
Messenger RNA from Plasmodium malariae, 8124 nucleotides. Its product is annotated as WD repeat-containing protein, putative. The record is from RefSeq and is a predicted model, not a curated record. Lineage: Eukaryota; Apicomplexa; Aconoidasida; Haemosporida; Plasmodiidae. Bases 1 to 8124 code for a protein of 2707 amino acids. The transcript is spliced from 3 exons. Gene Ontology annotation, molecular function: protein binding.